GUUCUGCAAUGUUCCAUGGACAGAGAUUUAAAUUUGUACAGUGAUGUGAAAGAACAGACCAAUCCAGUGGCAAAGCUGAGGCUGUUGGCUUUGUCUAGUCAGCCGGCUGACCACGAGAUCAAUGGACACCAGAAGCAUGCCACCUCUGACGUUGGUGUACCAAUUCUUCCUUCCUCAUACCGUUCUCCAGACAUCGACAACGACAGCGACGACGACGACGUACCCGAGUACAACGACUAUUCCUCCAACGACGACAUGAGUGACAGCGAGCCCACCAUGACAGAGCACGAGGCCAGAGCGCGGCAGAGGAAGCACAGCAGGUCAAAGAUUGGCCCCGGUGUCACGCAACGGAAUAUCAAACAGAAGUUUAUAGCUUUGUUAAGACGCUUCAAGGUCUCUGAGGAUGUGUUAACGACCCUCGACUCUGAAGCGGACCAUGACCAGAUCCCCAACCCCCAGGAGCUGGAUGACUUGUUCUUUGAGCUGGAGGACUCGGAUAGUGGACCGGAGCUGGACACCAUGAGUGUCAUGUCCACACCCAAACCGAAGCUCAGACCUUUCUUUGCUGGUAGAGGCACCACCCCAGAGGCUUCUGAUCAUCUCCCCAAAACCCCAUCACAGGAAGUGUUCCGCUCGUUAGAAGACACGCCUGUGAAGCGAAGUGACUCGGACUUACACACAACUGUUGUUUCAACACUGUGCCAGGAAAGGUUCUCGGACUUAGACUUUGAGGCCUCCGACUCGCAAAAUGCCAGUGCGAGUGAGUCAUCGCCCAAAGUGCACAUCCCUCGGCCCGAAUCCAAAGAGUUUGUCCGAGACCGCAUUCGCAGUACGUCGUAUAGGGAGAAGAAGAGCAAGAAGGAGUUUAAGCGACAGCACCGUAGGAAUAGUGUAGGGGAAGACGUGUCCCUGCUGUAACAGCAAUGCUCGCACACCUAUCCCCAUCAAAGUGGGCGUCGUUGGAGGAGACGCCUAUGUCAACUCGGUGCUUCGUCCCUAUGUGGAACACUUUGCCAGCAAAUCUCCUGACUGGCAAAACUACACCAGAUUUUUAGUCAUUCCAUUUGGUCCCAGCUCCAUAGGCAAAUAUAUUGCUAGUGUGGAUAGCACGUUUGGUUCCUUGUUUAUGGAUCUUCAGUGGAAAGAUACCUUUGAGAAACCAGAGUCCCCUAAGCUAGAUUCCCAAGACAUUGUAAACAGAAUAUCCAAAUACUUAAAUGGUGCAAAUUCCUUACAUCAGAUGCCCAUUGCGGAGGCACUUAUCAUGUGCAAAGGAAGAAGCUCUGAUGAAGUGUCUUCGCAGAUAUUUAUUCCAUUCUUGAGUUGGAAAUUGAAGACAGUCUUCCUCCAGUAUUGUUGUCCAGCUCCCCGCCAGCGUCCACUCCAAUCCUUGAGAAGACAAAAGAAGGACACACCCCUCCCAGCUCCCCCAACAUAGGAGCCACCAUGUCGCCUCCAACCAGCAACUCUGGCACGGCCCUGUCCUCCAUCUCCUCCCCUGCUGAGUUCAUGGACCUGCAGGUGGACUACUGGGUGAUGUCUCCCCCCAAGUCGGACGCCGUGGACAAAGAGAAGGACAAGGACAAGAAGGAGAAGAAAGAUUCCAACAAGUGCUCCCUCAAGUCGGCGUUCAGGGCCCUCUAUGCCAACAGGCUCCCCCACUCGGGCGGCGUGCAGUCCUCCACGUUUUCCAUGAUGGUCGUCACCAAGGAGAAAAAGCAGAAAAUCAUGAGAAUUGGAAAAAAGGGUAAAGACUUAGAAUCCAAGAGUCAAGCAAUCGAAGGUGUCAGCAGAAUGGUGUGUACCUCAAAAAGCCAAAACAUCAAACUGAGAGUGUUAGUCGACGGUGUCGAAUGGACUGGUGUGAAAUUCUUUCAGCUGUCGUCACAGUGGCAGACACAUGUGAAGUACUUUCCGGUAUCUGUAUUUGGUUCCAUGGAUGUGUGAAGAAGUGACCGAACGUCUCCUCCGCAGAGGCCAGUCCCAGGGCCGGUCACACACUUAACCACCUCCCCCUUGUCUUGUUUCAUGGUAUUAGUGUCUCUGCACCUUUGUCUGGUCAACAGAGAGCCUCGCUUACAGAAACGUUGUGUUGCCUGUCGCGCGGAAAAUGUGCAACACUGUUGGGAAGUCCUGUGUCUUUGGUUGCUCUCACACACACGUUGUGUACUCGUGUGUAUUUGUAGUGACCUCAGAAGGCUACCCUUUCCAGUUGGGAAGUAGUCACCUCACAAGCAAUUUUUGCUGGACAGACAUUCUUAACGUAAAGAAGAUUUUAAGAACUUGACAGUGUCAUCGGAGCUAUUUCUUCUUACCUUCUGCCUGCGGAUUAUUGUAUUGAAUACUGUUCAAGGGGAUAUGCUUACAGUGUGGGCAGGAAUAAAGUGCAAGUGGAUGUGCUUAAAAUAUGUGCAGGAAUAAUGUACAAGUGAGCCUGCCGUGUGUGCAGACAGGGUUUUCCUCACUAUAUAUGUUGCUGCAGUGGUCGGUGAGGUUGGACGUAGAUGCCAGCUUGCUGUAGCCGAACAAACAGUGGUGAAGCUGUAAGGUGUACAGUGAUUUUCGUGUGUAUAAUACGAAGAACCCUUGGGGCUGACACUCUGAUUUCCAUUGAAGAUCUUACAAUGAAAGUUGGAUCGGAUUGUGCUUGUGUAUGAUUUCCCCUUCCUGUGGUGUAUUAUAAUAUCAUGUCUAUUUACUGUGUACAUAGUAAGUAGACUAGACGGUAGUGUGCAUUGCAUACACAGCAGAUGGUGGUCUGAGAUUGGCAUGGUUGUGGCUUUUGGAUUUUUAUAGAGAUGAGUUCUAGAUCAUGCUGCUUCUGAUUCUUCUAAAUUGUAAUAGAUUGAAGUUCUGUCUCACAAAAGAGCAAUUAUAUUUAAAGGAAAUUUUGGGGAUCCGUUUUUCCCAAGUGUUCUGCGCAGAGGUGAAACAUUUUCAUUCUCAGGCCACAACAUGUUAAUAUUUAGUGUAGAAGUCAAGUAAAUGAUGUACAGACAGCUACCACACACCCUCCCUCUCCUUCCCCCCCCCGUCUUUUUCCUGCACCUGUGCGCUGUGCUACCUUCCUCUGUCCUUCCCGUAGCCCUCCCUUUGCCAAAUUUAUUCUUUCAGUGUGAACCGCUUCCACCACCAAAUUUCUUCUCUUGUAUAACUGCAUGGAAUUAAUGAAUACUUGUAUUAAGUACUAGGGUGCCACUUUGACAGAUAUUCCUAGACUUCAUAAGAUGUAGAAUAGAAUAUAAUAUGCUCUGGCUGCUUUUGAGUUGAAUGGUAUUUUUAUUUCCCACACACUGAUAGGCAUCUUAGUUGAUGGAUGUGAAAGAAGGUUUGGUUAGUCUCAAAAAUAUUUAUAUGUCUUCCUGGUCACAGGGGUCUAGAAUGCCCCUUUCUCUGGUCAUAUCAAUGCUUGACUAUCAAAUAAAAGCUGAUGAGAUGUUCUUUCAGAAGAUUGAAGUGUUCCUUCAUUGUCAUGCAAAAGGAGUAAAGUGUUUCUUUUAAAGAUGCAUUUGAACUCUUUAACUAUAGUGAUUUUAAAAAUAUUUGGAUGCAGAGGGUCAUUGUGUGUUCUAGCAAUGAAGCGUUCAGCUUUUGUUUAAAUGGGCACAAAUCAGAUUUUCCAGUUUAAAGAUUUUAGCUUUUCACAAAAAAGUCACUGGCCUUUCCGUUGUGACUAGAUAUUCAUGAGAUUUAGACCCCUGAUCAUGGGUGGUUGGAGGGCAUGACUGGUAGGUCCUACUUCUUUACUUCCCCUCUGUUGUUUCUACCGUCAGUGUCAG
Molecule: messenger RNA, 3779 nt
Organism: Aplysia californica (California sea hare)
Lineage: Eukaryota; Metazoa; Mollusca; Gastropoda; Aplysiida; Aplysiidae
Product: phosphofurin acidic cluster sorting protein 2
Biological process (GO): protein localization to plasma membrane
Source: RefSeq, a predicted model, not a curated record